AUGUUUUGCUAUGUAAGAUGCAAUAGUAGUAACAUUUCAAAGAGCUGGUCAACCACAUCUAUUUUGAGAAUAGCCACUAUAAAGAAGAGUUACUUAACGAGCUCUCAAAUAUACCAAUCAUUGAAAGAUAAAUUGACAGCCACAAUUGUCAAUAAUGAACCACUGACUCCACAUAUAAAGAAGGAUUUUCAAAAGUACUGGAAGCUUCUCCCGCAACAGUUCUCUAAACAAAAUAAUCAUGAUAAUGAAACUAUAUUGAACCAAAUUGAUAUGACCACUUUCAUGAAUUUUAUAAACAAAUCUAAAGGAAUAUCUUCUACUGCUCGAGGUAUUUAUAGAAGAGAAAUAAUAUAUCUGAUUAAACAGAACCUAACAUUGGUAUUCCAACUCAUUGGUUUAUUAUCGCGGCAAGAUGAAAGUCAAGCUACGUAUUUGGAAUCAUCACCAUCAUUAUCAUCUCCAACUGAUAUAUUACAUUGGUGUUUAAAUGAUUCAGUAAGAACUGCAGAUGUCGUAAUGGCAGCUGAUUUAUAUCUGCUAUUUUACAAAAUAUAUCCACAUGAAAAGAUAUAUCCGACAUACCAAUCAAGAUUAAUUAAUGCCCUUUCAUUCGAUAACCCUUUAUAUGAUCAUAUUCAUCUCAUCAAGUACUUAGAAUUACACAAACUAUGGGCUGAUAAACAUUUACAAUAUACUCCUACUCCAUUACAAACUUCCAUUCUAUCCAAUAAGGCAAUAUCAUUAAGGAAUUCACCUUCCUUAUCUAAAACAACUUUAGAACUUUUACUAGAUACACAUUUUUUACCCAAUGAUCAACUAAGAGAUGAUCAAAUUGUAAUUGCAUAUCAAUUAAUUGAUGAAAACUAUAAAUUAAAUAACGCCAGUGGGGUUUUCUCUAAUUGGCUUAAAAUCAAAGAUCAUUAUAUUUCCAUUACAAAACAUGAUCCACGGAUUAUUUAUAAGAUCAUUAAAAUAUCCACACAAAAUAUCAUUUAUAGAACCAUUUGUAAGGAAAUUUUAUGGCAAUUAUCCCCACAAUACUAUUGUAAUAACCCAUUAUUAUUACCUGCCAUUAUAGACUAUGCCACUGAAGUCAAUUCUUUAUCAUUAACUAAGGAAAUCAUGAAUAAUAUUAAUCUUCAUACAAAACCAGAAAAUUAUCAAGUCGUAUGGUUUACCAAAAGAUGUCUUUCAUCUCUUCUAAAGAUGCAUUUAAAAUUUAAUGAUUCAGAUGGUGUAGAUCGGGUAUUAAGACAAAUUAAUGAAAAAUUUGGCAAACAUUCACAAGAAAAUUAUCAAGCCAUCAUUUCUCAUUUACUUCAAAGUCAAGAUAUACAAAAUUUUGCAAAAGCUAUGAACCUUGUAAAUAAAUUCCCCCCAGAAACAGCUUUGUUAUCCUAUGGAACAAUUAUUAAUAGACUAAUCAAUUGGGAAACGAAAUCUAAUGGUAAUAUCGAUACUAAUAACAGUAAUGCUAACAUCUUAAACCCCAUGGCUUCAAUCAAUGAACUAUUAUUAAAAGCACAUAAGUACGACCCUAAACAUUUAAAUUCAUUAUGGAACAUCAUAGCAGCAUUAUACUUCAAGAGACUGCUUAAAUUAACCUUUUCAGUAGAGAACCAAUCGAAAGAGAACGAUGCCAUUAAUACAACAUCUUUAGAUAUUGCAAAAUAUAUCUACGUUAAUUGUACACAAAAUUCAUAUCCUUGGUCAGAGAUUGAUAGUAACCCAUUUUCAAACCCAUAUCCCCAUAAAGUAAAGUUGAAAAUUACAAAUAGUAAUAAAUUUGUAAUAUUAAGGAAUAUUGCCAUGACCGCUAUCGAACAAGUAAGACAAGAUAUAUUCCUUUGGUGUUGUGCGGAGUUAUAUAAAAAUGGUAUGUCCGUUAAGGAAUUAAAAAUCCAUUGGAACAUUAUGUUGAAGCAUUCCUUGAGAAAAAUUGAAUUUAAAGAUAAGAAACAUGUUACCGAUCAAUUAAAAUCAAAAGAAGUUAAAUUUAUUAAACAUUUGUUGAAAUAA
Molecule: messenger RNA, 2019 nt
Organism: Naumovozyma dairenensis CBS 421
Lineage: Eukaryota; Fungi; Ascomycota; Saccharomycetes; Saccharomycetales; Saccharomycetaceae
Gene: CBP1
Product: Cbp1p
Exons: 1
Coding region: 1-2019 (672 amino acids)
Source: RefSeq, a predicted model, not a curated record